Messenger RNA from Alosa sapidissima (American shad), 2264 nucleotides. RefSeq names its product interleukin-5 receptor subunit alpha-like. Lineage: Eukaryota; Metazoa; Chordata; Actinopteri; Clupeiformes; Clupeidae. Bases 549 to 1616 code for a protein of 355 amino acids. Gene Ontology annotation, molecular function: protein binding. The transcript has 11 exons. The record is from RefSeq and is a predicted model, not a curated record.
AGACUUCACGAAUUCAAUCAAUUCAGAACUGAUGUAAAGAAACCACUGGCCUACCAGUUCUAUACAAGACGCUUAAUCAAAGAUCCUUGAUUACUAGCAAGAUAGAGCAACGUACAAGAAUCUUUGAUUAAGCGUCUUGUGAAUUGAUCAUGCAGAUCACAAUGCAGCCGACCAUAGACGAUUCAUCUCUACUGUGCCAGAGUAGCAAACAAUCACAAAUAUGAAUAUUUACAAUAAACAAUAACAAUGGGAAUGUGUCCCCUCUGCAGCACUGUAGCUGAUUGGUUAUUUCUCUAGCAGUCACGAUGAUGUCAUUUUCUUUCUGCUGCUUUUCAGUAAGUAGCGAUGAAACAGACUUCCCCCUCAGUGCUGCACGCUUAUGUACAUGCGUGUGUGUGCAUGUUUGUGAGUGUGUAAGUGUGUGCGUGUCUGUGUGUGUGUAUGUGUGGAGCACAAAUCUCUUGAGUGACGUUGAGUGUUAGUUAACGGCAUCAGUGUGACCCAAAGUGAGCUCUGUGACAAGGACUGAACACCAAAUGUGAAGCAUCAUGAUUAUGUGUUUACCUUGGUCAGUACUGAGCCUUUGGUUAACCCUGUCUGUCUCUAUUGUUGCAGAGGAGGGGGAAAAUGAAUGUCUAUCCAACCUCUCUCCAGAAUGUUUUUAUGACAUGAAAGAGCUGGGAAUCAGUGUGUAUUUCAGUGACAAUGGGAUAAUGACACAUAACAAAUCACAUUGCUUUGAUAAGGACAGUCCAUCUCUGCCAGACGGCCUUUGGCUUACAAGCUGCAUUGUGGACAAGCAGAAUAAUCUAAACUUCAGCUGGGAUUCAAGUGAUCGUCCAGAACAUCCUCAGUAUUCUAUUUCCUAUCUAUUUUGCAAUGAAGGCCAAGAGGUCCUUGAAAGACACAAGAAACAUGUCCAAGGCCCAUUUUACCACACACUGAUUCCAGAUCAGACAUAUCAUAUAAUUUUGCAACUCAACGUGUCCUACCCAGACAAGUGGUACAUUCAGACACAGCAGUGGGAAAUCUGUAAUGUUGAAAAACUGGGUCCUCUUCAAAUAAAUGCAACAAUUCAGUCAAAUCAGUUAUACCUUGAAUGGGAUCUGCCUAAAAGUAAAUUUACAAACAACACUAAAUGCUUUGAGUAUGAAUUGAAAGUCAAUGAUGAGGUCAGAAUAUUCAAAGAGCUAUUGAAGUAUACUGAGCUAAAUUUGGAUCCAACCCAGAAGUACAAAAUCUUAAUGAGAGUAAAAACUGCCUCUCACUGCUGUGACUCUCUGUUUUGGAGUGACUGGACUGUUUUAGAUUUGGACAAAUCUGCAGAAGUCCCAUUCCAUACUAGCGUGAUCAUUGCUAUUGUUCUCGGACUUCCCAUGAUCCUCUUGGCUAUAUUACUGCUCUGCAAAUUUCAAAGGGUUUUUGAUAAAUUGUUCCCACCAGUCCCAGGCCCAUCCAUCAAGAUUAAAGGCCUGCUUGAGAAAGACAUCACAUCUCAGAUCAUAUCACACAAAUGUGUGGAAGAGGUCACUGAGGUGGAAGUAAAAGAGGAUGGGGGUGAGGAGGAGGAGGAGGAGUGCUGGUGCAGACCUGCCAACCUUGAAGUAAUAUUUUGAGUAGGCCUACCACCUCGAGCCGCUCACGCCUUCAUCCAUGCGGCCGAAAAUGGUCACAUAACCAAGAUUUCCAGUAAUUUUCUUAUUUAAAAUGUGUCUCUUCUCAAGUUAGAAAGUGUAAUAAGACUAGCGGAAAAGGAAACGUGGGGCUUUGAAACGUGGCUUUUUGAUGUAUGUUGUUUAACUGUGGGAUUAUGCUUCCAUAGUGUUUUCUGUUUGCCAGUGACUGUCUUGAAUUGUAACGGAGCAAUUAAGCAGCUAAGAAUAAAUAGUAACUAUGUGCCUAGAAGUGUAACACAAAUAUCCAAUAAAACCUAAAAUAAAGCUGCAAGUGGCAAUGAAGGGGCCAAGCAACAGGCCAGGCCAUGUCAAGCAAGAAAAAAAACCAUGUGACUGUCCCAAAUCAGUGUGCCAAAAGAUGCAGAGCCAGCGCUAGGGUGGGGCAAAAGGGGCGAUGCCACCUUGAAGUCAUGCCUCAAUAAGAUAUGUGUAAUUAACUGUGUAUACUUUUAAGUAUUGCAAUGUGUAUUAGUGUUAGUAUUUACAGCACUAAAAUGUGAAUUACAAAAAAUUGGGUCUAUUUUUCUUUCUGUCUUUCUACAAUCAAAAGGCUAUUGAAGAGCACUUAAAAUAAAUUACCCAGGUAUA